AUGGAUCUUCAUGCGGGGAUGAAGCGAAAGCUGUCGCAAAUCAGCAAGGUCAAGCCGAAAACGGACCACGGCCAGAGUGCGGAGCUGGCUAAUAACGCGGACGACGACCCGAGCCGGCGAUUCUUCCACAGCGAGGGCUCGCCGCGCGAGGGUGCCGGCAGUGCUGGCGGAAGGCUUGCCGCCGGCUCCGCGGCUGUGCUGAAAUCCGCGCUGAAAGGCGGAAAAGGGGGAGAGAAGGCGGGGAAGGACGGCGCGGGGAAGGGCAAGGGGAAGGCGGUUGGGUUUGCGGACUCGGAUCAGCGGGAGGAUGGCGGAGAGGCGGAGCUGAGAACGGGCGGAAGAGAGGUGCGCCUACCGACUGUUGCGGAGGGUGCUGGCGCAGAUUCCGCGGAGCCUGCACCCAUCAUAAGCUUCCCACACUCGACCCGUCCACCCUCCCCUCCAUCCGUCCCACUCCUACCCUCCAUGUCUGGCAGGGAGCUGUUGGAUCGCUUCACACCAGAGCAGAUGAACCGCUAUGAGGCGUAUCGACGGUCAGGAUUCAAGCAGGCCAGCAUGCGACGGCUGGUGCACGGGGUGGCAGGCAGCACAGUGAGUCCGCAGCUGGGCAUUGUGAUGGCGGGCGUGGCGAAGCUCAUGGUGGGCGAGCUCGUGGAGACGGCCCGCCUGGUGAUGGGUGAGAGGGGCGACGAGGGGCCCAUCAGGCCCACGCACAUCCGCGAGGCGUACCGACGGCUCAAGAUGGAGAAGAGGGUGCCCGUUCGAUCUCGACCGCCGCUUUUCCGGUGA
Closterium sp. Yama58-4 is the source of this 789-nucleotide messenger RNA. The record is from the annotation of a GenBank genome assembly. Lineage: Eukaryota; Viridiplantae; Streptophyta; Zygnematophyceae; Desmidiales; Closteriaceae.